CAUGGCGCUUCAAGCUCGAGCCCUGGUCACCUCUAAGUGGCUCGCGGAGGCUGUGCAGGUCCAGAGGAAAAUGCGCAUCUUGGACACCUCCUGGUAUUUGCCCAAGCUGCGACGGAACGCCAAAAGCGAGUUCAAGCAGAAGCACAUCCCGGGCGCAGCGUUCUUUGACAUAGAUCAGUGCUGCGACAAGACGUCUCCCCUGGACCACAUGCUGCCGUCCGAGACCGGCUUCUCGGAUUACGUGGGGGACUUGGGGAUCGAGAACGACACGCACGUCGUGGUGUACGACUGCAGCGAGUUCGGUGAGUUCGCGGCGCCUCGGGUCUGGUGGAUGUUCCGCGUGUUCGGCCACAGCUCGGUGUCUCUGCUCAACGGGGGGUUCAGGAACUGGGAGCUGGAGGGUCGACCSGUGGGUCACCAGUCCAAGAGACCCGCUCCGACCGAGUAUAAGGCCACUCUGAACCGCUCGUGGGUGAAAACCUACGAGGACAUGCUGGACAACCUGGACACCAAGAGGUUCCAGGUGGUGGACGCCAGACCCUCGGGCAGGUUCAGAGGACUGGACCCUGAACCAAGAGACAACACGGAGCCAGGCCACAUCCCCGGCUCCAUCAACAUCCCCUUCCACUCCCUCCUGUCUCCUACAGGUCACUUCCUGCCUAAAGACAAACUCCAGGACCUGUUUGUCCGGGCAGGCGUGGACCCUAGUCGUCCCAUGUGCGUCCUGUGUGGUUCUGCUGUGACUGCGUGCCACGUGGCGCUGGCCGCCCACGAGUGCGGCCACCAGGAGGUGUCCGUGUACGAUGGCUCGUGGUCGGAGUGGUACACCCGUGCCGUGCCCGAACACGUCAUAUCUGAAGGCAGAGGGAAACACGUGUGACUGAUGAUGUGAGACCGUCAGGCUGAGACCGGACCACUGGAAUCUGGAUCUGGGGACCUUCAGGUUUCAUGUUGUGAUUUAACAUUCAGCUGAGUUUAAAGAGAGAAAUAAAAACAACUUUGACAAUACUCUUUUAAAAUAAUAAAAAAGACCUUCAGCCACUCUGAAACAGUUUUGUUUAACCCAGAAACAGAAAUGUAAAGCAACAAGUUAAAAAAAAAAACACAUUUUCUACCUUUCUACAACUGGGUACAUGAGCUCAGAGGACCAUUAUUUUUAUUCAGCUCACACCAACAAAUAUACUCAACAUUUUCCAGAAUGUAGUGUUUUUUAUGUAUAUCAAAAAGAAUAAUAUAGAUUUGUGAAGAUGUGUUACGUGAGGUUAUCAGUAGUCAGUAUCUUACCUGUAGUGAUCACUCUCAGUUUGGAGGAUCAGCUAAUCUGAGGAAGUUUAAGCAGAUUUCUCCUGUUUUAAAAGAACUUGUAAAAUGUCAUAGUGAUUUAUUCAAACAAUAUUUUACUAAAGUUGCAAAAAAAUUUUUUACAUAUCUGAAUACAGAUAUGAACUCCACAAAACACUAGUUUAAAAAAGAUUUGACUUCAUCUGAAUACUAAACAGAAAGAAAAUGUGUUUGUUUACAGCUUUCUUGUUUAUUUUGAGAAUACAGUAGAGAUUUGUUUUCACUGAGUCAGAAGUGCAAACGUGUUCUUCAUUAAAGUGUGCAAUACUUUAA
Molecule: messenger RNA, 1614 nt
Organism: Austrofundulus limnaeus
Lineage: Eukaryota; Metazoa; Chordata; Actinopteri; Cyprinodontiformes; Rivulidae
Product: 3-mercaptopyruvate sulfurtransferase
Exons: 2
Coding region: 2-880 (292 amino acids)
Cellular component (GO): mitochondrion
Molecular function (GO): thiosulfate-cyanide sulfurtransferase activity
Source: RefSeq, a predicted model, not a curated record